Aspergillus eucalypticola CBS 122712 is the source of this 312-nucleotide messenger RNA. RefSeq lists its product as uncharacterized. Lineage: Eukaryota; Fungi; Ascomycota; Eurotiomycetes; Eurotiales; Aspergillaceae. The record is from RefSeq and is a predicted model, not a curated record. The transcript is spliced from 2 exons. Bases 1 to 312 code for a protein of 103 amino acids. Gene Ontology annotation, molecular function: oxidoreductase activity, acting on the CH-OH group of donors, NAD or NADP as acceptor.
AUGGAUCAAAAAAUUAUCCCGGUGGUCGGAGCCUCUCGGGGAAUCGGUCGCGAGCUGGUGCAACAGCUCAGCGCGAACCCUGACCACCAUGUUAUAGCUAGUGAGCAGAGCAUCUUUGACCACGGCUCCGUCGGUUCCUACUCGCUGACCAAGGCGGCGGGUAACAUGAUGAUCAUCCAACUGCACCAUGAACUGUGCGAGAAAGGGUUCACCUGCGUCGCGGUGCACCCUGGUUGGGUGGCGGCGGAUAUGGGGCGCGCCGGGGACAUGUCGAUGGAGGAGUCGGUCGUGGGAUAUGUCAAGGUGCUCUAA